This is a messenger RNA of Lepus europaeus (European hare), 10176 nucleotides long. It is a transcript of the gene FREM1, whose product is annotated as FRAS1 related extracellular matrix 1. The transcript is spliced from 43 exons. Gene Ontology annotation, biological process: cell communication. Gene Ontology annotation, cellular component: membrane. Bases 1034 to 7579 code for a protein of 2181 amino acids. The record is from RefSeq and is a predicted model, not a curated record. Lineage: Eukaryota; Metazoa; Chordata; Mammalia; Lagomorpha; Leporidae.
CUGACAGGCGCCAAAAAGUCGCCCGGACUGUCCUUCCUGACAGCAAGCCACAGUGAACAGAAUAUGAACUCCACAAGAUGGUGGCUGUGCAAGCUAUGGAAGUUUGCCUGUACCUGGAAGAAGGCUAGCACAAGGAGAUAAAAGUUGCUUCUCUGGGCCUGGACAUGGGAGCUGAGAUUUAUUUCCUGCUCAGAAGAGACAGAUGUGGAAUCACAAAGAUCUACACUCCUCUCGCCUCCCCUCCACUUUGGGCCUGAAGACGGGAAACAGUCACCAUAAAAUGCAUUCCCUUGCUUCUUGAUAGUAAGCAGAUGCUGUACUCCCACAAAGCAGAGUCAAGAAACCUUAGCCUGUGGGCCAGAAUCUGCCAUAAAUGUCUGAAGAUAUUUACUUGGCCAAGAUACAUGGAGCCAGGUGCUUCCCCCUGGUCUCCCAUGCGGGUGCAGGGCCCAAGGACCUAGGCCAUCCUCCACUGCACUCCUGGGCCACAGCAGAGAGCUGGACUGGAAGAGGAGCAACCGGGACAGAAUCCGGCGCCCCAACCGGGACUAGAACCCGGGGGUGCUGGCCCCACAGGGGCAGACCUGAGGUUGGACGCCUGGGAAGUUUUCAGAAUCGCAGCAGCAGCUUUGGAGAAGACCAGCAAAGAGCACCGUGUCCCUUUAAACCAGAUUACCGGGUCAGUGACUCGCUGCCUGCCCACCCACUGCCCACCAGGUCCAGCGGUUUCUGGCUUGCUGGCUCAGAAAGGACAGCCGCCACUUACCAGAUUAGGAAAGCUCUUGGGAGGCACAUUAAUCUGCCGGCGUUGUCAGGAGUGAUCAGCGAGUUUUAUUAAAAGCCCUGGGAUUGCCUGAAAGGCCUCCUUGUCUGCGUCUGAAAUGAAAGGGGUGUGCUAAGAUCUCAGGGUGCAUUGUGGGGACCCCUUGCCCUGCUCCUUGGGCUAUGAGCUGACACUGCAGGAGGAAGCGCUGAGGCCCCCCUGGUGGCCGGGAUUUCACCAGUGGACAGAAGCGAGUUGGCACCUGUCAGCAUGAACCCUCUGAGCCGGGGUGGGCUGCAUGUUUUGCUGCUGCUGCUGCUCCUGGGCUGGGCUAGCCCCACCUUCGUCAGUGUUAAUCAUGGCCUGAGAGUGAUGAAGGGCAGCUCGGCCUUCCUGUCAGCAGAUGACCUGAAGCUGGCCGUCCCCAAAGAGAAGGAUGCCUGCAAAGUGGAAGUGGUGAUGAAUGAGCCAAUCACCCAGAGAGUGGGCACGCUCACUCCCCAGGUUUUUGAUUGCCAUUUCCUUCCCAAUGAAGUAAAGUAUACACACAACGGCUGCCCACUUCUUGAUGAAGACACAGUGAAGCUCAGACUUUACAGAUUUACUGAAACAGACACCUUCACGGAAACCUUUGUCCUGCGGGUCUACCUGCUGGAACCAGACUGUAACAUCAUCCGUAUGAGUGACAAUGCACUGGAGGUGUCUGAAUUCUACGGCUUGUCCCGAGCAAUCGACAAGAACCUACUCAGAUUUGAAUAUGACAGGAUGGCUAGCUUGGAAUGUACCAUCAGGCUGGACCCUGUGAAGACUCGGUUGCCAGCACAUGGCCAGAUGGUUCUGGUGGAGUCUUGGCCAGAAGAACCCCGUGGAGAUCAGCCACAUGGUUUUUUCCCUGAGUCCCGUCUGGGGACAGAACUGAAGUGUCCAGGUGGCCGCUGUACCCUGGGGCUGAAGAGAAUAGGAAGUCUCAGCAUGAGCUGUGAGGAGUUCCUGCUGAUGGGGCUUCGCUAUCACCAUACAGCUCCCCCUUCGCCCAACGUUGACUACAUCUCCAUCCAGCUGCAGCUCACAGACAGCAGGAGUAAUAUGGUGUACAAGUCAGAGAAUGCGUGGUUACCCGUCUAUAUCAGAGCUGGCAUCCCAAAUCAGAUUCCAAGGGCUGCAUUCAUGGCCACGUUCAUUCUGGAAGUGGAUCAGUUCAUCCUGACCUCUUUGACUACAUUGGUUGUGGACUGUGAAGAGGAUGAGACCCCCAAGCCCUUGCUGGUGUUCAACGUUACCAAAGCCCCACUCCAGGGCUAUGUAACUCACCUGUUGGACCACACCAGACCCAUCUCCUCAUUCACCUGGAGAGACCUCAGUGACAUGCAGGUUGCCUACCAGCCUCCAAACAGCAGCCAUCCUGAGAGGAGACACUACGAGUUGGAGUUGGAGGUCUACGACUUCUUCUUUGGAAGGAGCACACCUUUCACAGUCCACAUCUCCAUCAGAACUGCAGAUACAAAUGCCCCCCGAGUAUCCUGGAAUACAGGACUGAAUCUACUGGAGGGUCAGUCACGGGCCAUCACAUGGGAACAGUUUCAGGUUGUUGACAAUGAUGACAUAAGUGCUGUCCGCUUAGUCACUGUUGAUGGUCUACAGCAUGGACGGCUGACAUUAAGAGGGGGGAAAGCAUUUCUCUUCACCGUGGCUGACCUGCAGGCUGGAGUUGUUCGCUAUCACCAUGAUGACAGCGACUCCACCAAAGACUUUGUGGUCUUCCGGAUAUUUGAUGGCCAUCACAGCAUCCGUCACAAGUUUCCUAUCAACAUCUUGCCCAAAGAUGAUAGUCCUCCAUUCCUCAUAACCAAUGUCGUGAUUGAACUGGAAGAGGGGCAAACCAUCCUGCUCCAGGGCUCCAUGCUCAGAGCUUCAGACGUGGACUCCAGUGAUGACUACAUCUUCUUUAACAUCACAACAGCCCCGAAGGCUGGCGAGAUCAUGAAGAAGCCAGGGCCUGGUCUGAUAGGUUAUCCUGUCCCUGGCUUCCUUCAGAGGGAUCUCUUUAAUGGGAUUAUUUACUAUCGCCAUUUUGGUGAAGAAAUCUUUGAAGAUUCCUUUGAAUUUGUCCUAUGGGACAGCCAUGAACCUCCAAAUCUCUCAGUACCACAGGUGGUGGCAAUCCACAUCACUCCAGUGGAUGACCAGCUUCCAAAAGAGGCUCCAGGAGUUUCUCGGCAUUUGGUUGUCAACGAGACAGAGGUUGCCUACAUAACCAAGAAACAUCUGUACUUCCUAGAUACAGAAUCACAUGAUGGGGAGCUGCUCUACACAAUCACCACUCCCCCAUUUUUCUCCUUCAGCCACAGAUACUUGGAUGCUGGGAAGUUAUUCAUGGUGGACAGCAUACCAAAGCUAACCAAAAAUCCUACUGCCCUGGGACUGAAUUCAUUCACACAGCACGCUGUGAACUACCUGAAAGUGGCCUACAUGCCCCCUCUACAGGAUAUAGGCCCUCAUGUCAGACACGUCCAGUUCACGUUUUCCAUUAGCAACCAGCACGGUGGCACUUUGCAUGGGAUCUGUUUUAACAUUACCAUUCUCCCAGUGGACAAUCAAGUUCCUGAGGUGUUCACUAACCCUCUGAGAGUGACUGAGGGAGGUCAGCACGUCAUCAGCACAGAGCACAUCCUGGUCUCUGACGUGGACACCGUGCAGGACAACAUCUACUUCUCCCUACAGAGACGGCCUCUGCAUGGAGGGGUGGAGCUCGAUGGCUUUCCUUUAAACCCAGGGGGCACCUUUUCCUGGGGAGACCUCUGCACCUUAAAAGUUAGGUAUCAACAUGAUGGAUCUGAGGUUCUUCAGGAUGACAUACUCUUGGAGGUCACAGAUGGCACAAAUUCAGCAGAAUUUGUUCUACAUGUUGAGGUAUUCCCUGUAAAUGACGAACCCCCAGUCCUGAAGGCUGACCUCGUCCCCGUGAUGCACUGCUCCGAGGGUGGGGAGGUGGUCAUCACCCCUGAACAUGUUUUUGCCACUGAUGUGGACAGUGAUGACCUGAAGCUGAUGUUUGUGGUUGUGCGAGCACCUGAGCAUGGGGUAGUGGGCAAAGCUGGAGUCCCUGUGAUUCAGUUCUCUCAGAGCGAUGUUAUCUCAGGGGCUGUGACAUAUAAACACACAGGUGGCGAGAUUGGCCUCCUGCCUUGUUUUGACACCAUCUCGUUGGUGGUUUCGGAUGGAGAUGCUGGCCCUUCUGUGAAUGGCUGUUGCUACAACGGACCUAAUCCAUCUGUUCCUCUUCAUGAGUCCUUCCCAGUGUAUGCUCUUAACAUCACAGUGCAUCCAGUGGACAACCAGCCACCUUCGCUUACAAUCGGUACCAUGUUCUUUGUAGAUGAGGGUUUGUCAGCAACCCUUACCAUUAACCAUUUGCUCUCCACCGAUCCUGACACUGCAGAAGAUGACUUGGAAUUCAUUUUGGUUUCUUUACCCCAGUUUGGCUAUCUUGAAAACACACUUCCUUCUGUGGGUUUUGAGAAGAGUAAUAUGGGCAUAAGUAUAGCUUCAUUUCAGUGGAAAGACAUGAAGGCUUUGCACAUUAAUUAUGUGCAGUCCAGACAUCUGAGGAUAGAACCGACUGCCGAUCAGUUUGUGGUAUAUGUCACAGAUGGAAAGCAACGCUCCUUGGAGAUACCAUUUUAUGUUACAAUCAAUCCCACCAAUGAUGAAGCGCCUGACUUGGUGGUGCAGAAUAUCACUGUGUGUGAAGGUCAGAGGAAAGAGCUGGACUCUUCCAUCAUCCAUGCUGUUGACCUGGACAUUCCUGAGGACCCCCUACUGCUCAGCAUCGUACGCAAACCACAUCACGGCCUUCUCAUCAGUGAGGUGUUCAGCAAGGACUUCCCUCAGAAGCAGCAGCCAGCCAACCCUCACCAGAAGCAUGAACCUGUUUACAACUUUUCCAUGGAACUUCUAAGGAAUGGAACGAGGUUGGCAUAUGUGCACGAUGACUCGGAGAGCCUUGCUGAUGACUUUACCAUCCAGGUGUCAGAUGGGAAACAUAAGAUACUCAAAACCAUUUCAGUAGAGGUCACCCCAGUGAAUGAUGAGAAACCAACACUGAGCAAGAAGGCUGAAAUUGCUGUGAGUGUGGGUGAAACCCGUAUCAUCUCUAGCGCUGUUCUUUCGGCUGUAGAUGAAGACUCACCCAGGGAGAAGAUUUACUACCUAUUUGAAAGACUUCCCCAAAAUGGGCAACUUCAGCUUAAGACAGGGAGGGACUGGGUCCCACUCUAUCCUGGCAUGAAAUGUACUCAGGAGGAAGUGGAUCUGAAUCUGCUGAGAUACACACAUACGGGGUCAAUGGAUUCCCAGAAUCAAGAUGGUUUCACCUUCUACCUCUGGGAUGGUGACAAUCAGUCCCCUGUAUUUGACUGUCACAUCAGCAUCAAGGACAUGGGAAAAGGUGAAAUUGUCAUUCAUGCAAAGCCGCUUGUGGUGUCUAAUGGUGACAGAGGUUUCUUGACGACCACCACGCUUCUGGCUGUGGAUGGGACAGACAAGCCUGAGGAGCUUCUCUAUGUCAUCACUUCCCCGCCACAAUACGGGCAGGUAGAAUAUGUCCGCUAUCCCGGAGUCCCCAUUACAAGCUUCAGCCAGAUGGACAUAGCUGGACAGACAGUCUGCUACAUCCAUAGGAGCAAGGCUGCUGUCCCCAGUGAUACAUUCAGAUUCAUCGUCAGCAAUGGACUGCAGACCAAGCAUGGGGUGUUUCAGAUCACACUGGAGGCUGUGGACAGAGCCCUGCCUGUGGUGACCAGGAACAAGGGGUUGAGACUGGCCCAGGGGGCAACGGGCCUGCUGUCCCCCAACCUCCUCCAGCUGGCUGACCCUGACACGCCUGUGGAGAACCUCACCUUCCUCCUGGCCCAGCUCCCACAGCACGGCCAGCUCUACCUGCAGGGCACCGUGCUGCUUCAACGCAAUUUCACUCAGCAGGAUGUGGAUGGUGGCAAUGUGGCCUAUCAGCACUUGGGAGGGGACUCCCAGUCGGACUGCUUUACUUUCGUGGCCACAGAUGGGACAAAUCAAGGCUUUGUUGUGGAUGGGAGAGUGUGGGAAGAACCUGUUUCAUUCACCAUUCAGGUGGACCAGUUGGACAGAACAGCCCCCCGGCUCACACUCUUGCAAUGUGCUUCUCAAGUGGAGCUCCUGAAAAAUGGCUGCUAUGGCAUUUACAUCACUUCCCGUGUCCUGAAGGCCUCGGACCCUGACACGGAGGAUGAGCAGAUCAUCUUUAAGAUUUUACGAGGCCCACAACGUGGACAUCUGGAGAACAUGACAACAGGUGAAUUUAUUCAUGAACAAUUUAGCCAAAGGGACCUACACAGAAAGACCAUCCUUUACAUCAUAAGCCCGUCUUUGAAGGAAGUGACUUCAGACCUGGUGGAGUUUCAAAUCACGGACCCCAAUGGGAACUCUGCCACUCCUCAAAUAUUGGAGUUAAAGUGGUCUCAUAUCGAAUGGUCACGGACUGACUACGAGGUCUGUGAGAACAUGGGUGUGUUGCCCUUGGAAGUUACUAGAAGAGGAUAUUCCAUGGACUCAGCCUUUGUUAGUGUAAAGGUCAACCAAGUGUCAGCAACAGUUGGGAAAGAUUUCACUGUGACUCCAUCUAAACUGAUCCAGUUUGAUCCAGGAAUGUCAACGAAGACGUGGAAUAUAGCAAUUACCUAUGACGGAUUGGAGGAAGAUGAUGAGGUCUUUGAAGUAAUUCUGAACUCCCCUGUGAAUGCAGUUCUUGACACAAAGACAAAAGCCACAGUGAAAAUUUUGGACUCAAAAGGAGGACGGUGCCAUCCCUCGUAUUCCUCCAAGCAAAGCCAGCACAACACAUGGGAGCAGGGCAUUUGGCCCCCGCUGCCCCCAGGAUCUUCCUCACCCACCGCCUCUGGUUCCUUUCGUCUGGAAGGAAGACCCUUUCCAUCUUCCAAGUGGCAAGCAGUCACCAGGGGUGACAGCCUGCGGGGCUUUGAUGCCGCACAUCAUCGUUCUCAAAGGAAGCUGGGGGCCCACGGGAAUGGCAAAGCAAUCCGUCCAUCCUCUGUUUACAGAAAUGGAACAGACAUCAUCUAUAAAUAUCAUGGGAUGGUUUCCUUGAAACUGGAAGAUGACAGUUUCCCAGCUCACAAAAGGCAGGCCAAAGUAUCCACCACUAAUCAGCCACAAAAGACAAUCAGACUGGCAGAACUGCCGCAGGCAGAUAAGGUGGAAUCCACAAUGGAUUCACACGUCCCCAGACAGGACCAGUUGCCUUCAUUUCCAAAGAACUGCACUCUGGAUUUAAAGGGCCUCUUCCAUUUUGAAGAAAGCAUUCAAAAGCUGUAUCAGUGCAAUGGGAUUGCCUGGAAAGCCUGGAGCCCCCAGACCAAGGCGAUGGAAGACAAAUCCUGCCCCACUGGAUGGCAACAUCACUCAGGCUACUGUCACACAUUGAUCACAGGGCGGAAAGAGACCUGGGAUGCAGCGAUGCAAGCGUGCAGGGAACAACACUUGGGCAGCCUUGUGAGUGUGUUUUCCAGACAGCACAUGAGAUGGCUCUGGGACAUCAGUGGAAGAAAGCCCUUUUGGAUAGGUUUGAACGACCAAGUGCACGCUGGCCACUGGGAAUGGAUUGGUGGUGAACCCGUCACCUUCACCUCCUGGAGGAGAGGGCCCCCUCAGCGCGUGAAGCCUGGGAGAAACUGUGUUUUGGUUCAAAGACUAGGGAAAUGGCAACCAAAGGACUGUAGGAAGGGCAAGCUCCACAAUUACAUGUGCUCCAGGAAACUCUAAAUGCAACUGGCGCUACAGGUGCCCUCCCGGGAUUUCUCACCUAUUUAUUUACAGGAUAUGUGAAUGUUGCUCAGUGGAAAGCAAGUUGUUGUGACUGGCCAAGUUCAUCUUUAUGAUGAACAAAUUAAUGGUUCCAGGGAGAUUGUUAAAUGAAUAUUCCUUACAAAUGAGAUGUAAUUUUUGCAUCUUAACAUCUUUCAAACUAAAUGUCUGCAGUAUUAUAAGGUAUAAGAUUUACUUGUUCUAGAAGACUCUUAGCCUCACCCCUCUCCAAAUCUCAGGCAUCACUUAUUCCAUGGUUCUUGGAUUUUUUUCACCCCAUGACAUCAAAUAAAUCUACUCUGAUCUGUGUAAUGCGGGUGCUCCUACCACUUGAUUCUAAGUGAAUCUGAACCAGUAAUGAGCUGGUUUGUCUCUUUGGAACCCUUUAAAUGUGAAGCCUGGAAUGACAGCCUGUGUGGAUGGGAAGGAGAAUUCUCGUGGUGAAAAGGAAACUUUAGGUGGGACAGAGUUGCAGAUGGAGGCCCAUGUACAGAACUGUAGUCAGGUGAGAAUUCAGGGGGCUACCUGUGCUUCUCAGGUCCACACAUCGCUGCUCAUGAAACAGAUCUCCUUUUCCAAUGUGUAUGUUGGCUUUGAACCGUUCCAAAACCGAGGAUUGGGUUUCUCCAAACUUACGGAGUCAUGAGAAAUUUGAAGUAACCUGAUCUCUUCAUCUGUGUUUAUUGUCCUGACUAGCAUUCCGCAAGGACAUUUGGAAUACAGGGUGUCUAUGAAUGACAAUUGACAUGUGGAAGAAAAACAGUGCCUCCUCAGAAGUGUCCCCAUGAAUCAUGCUGAUGAACAAAGAAAAAUAAUGCUGGAAACAGAGCUCUUAAAAGCCUGAGUUGUCAGAAAGGAAUUUGAUGCCAUUUUAAGCCCUGAAACCUUUAAUAUUCACAGAAAUGCCAUGUUCAGUAGAUUCUCUAAUGGAAAGCUACCUUAUUAAUUUAUAAUCUCAGCUGAGUGAAACAUUUUUGUAGCAGUGAUGCAUGUUCUGCCUUCCCAGAACUCCCUGCUGAAAUCAAAGUUUGAUUACAGGAAAUUAGAACUUUAUUUUCUGAAACAUUUAUUCAAAAUGUUCCUCUUCGCAUAAUCACUGAAACUACAGCUGUGCCAGUUGUAACAUGCUGCGUGGGUACCAGUGUGACUUCAGAAUCUGAACGGGGUUUUCCAAUGGACUACAGCUUGGGGGAAGGUCUCACUACAGUACCUGAAGUGUUGAAGACACUGGCAAUGCUUGAAGGAUCUCGGCACAGUUUCUGGAUAUAAAAGCAUGACAGACUUGUUUCAUUCUGCUCAUUUAUGGGAAAUUAAUAGAAAAAAUUAACAGAGAGGUUGGGCUGACUCAGAUGUUCUGCCUCUUACACACCUAAGCAUAUUUGCAGAGUCAGAGGUUCCUUAUCUUAGAUGUCACAGGUGGGCUCCAGGUACAGGUCUCAUGUGGGACAAAAGCAGUCUUUGGUGCUUAACUGAAAGAUGUCAAACUCUUCCUCCAUGUCAGCUCUAGUUCAUUCCUGUCCGAAUCACUCUUUCUGCAGUGUGGAAAGGUGUGGUUCAGGAAAACAAGAAGAAAGAGUUAUUUAUCUAACGAGUUAAGUCCUAGGAGAGAAAGUGAAAAUUCAAGGAAUGAGGAGUUCCAGGGUCACGCCUUCCUACUGGAACUCUAAAACUACAAAAAUACUACCCAAAACUGGAAAUCUGGAACUAUGUCAACUCUGAAAAAUCUGGUCAGUUUGGGAGAUUGCCACACAUCUAAUGCAAUAAAAAUGAUACUUAAUUAUAAUUGUAAAUGUCAGCAUAAAGAAUAUCUUGAUUUUUAUAACAAUUGAAAAAUCAAUCUAGAAAAAUAUUUAAAUUGUUCUUUUUAGUUAUGAAAGUGUGAUUCUAGUGGAAAAUCCAAGUAAUUGGAAGAAGGCACAAAUAGAAAUUCAGGCAAGUUUGGGUGCCAGACAAUAUUCAUCGCAAACUUCAUUUCUUUCUCAUGGUUGUGCUUUGAAUUGGGGAAAAGGAAAGAAACCUUUGUCAUGGUUUCCUCUGCUUGACUGGUCACCGGUGCCCUUCAAGUUCUGGUUGGAAUGGGAAGGAAUGAGAUGGAGUAAGGAGGGAAUAGAAGGUUAUGGGGGAGAAGAGGUGAGAGAAAGGAAGGAGCUGAGUGGAAAGGGAUGGGCACUGAAGGUGCUAGGAGGGAGAGCACCAGGAAGAGAGACCUGAAUGUCUUCCGGCUCUUCUCCCCAAACCUGAAUCCCGACUCGAGAAGUCUCCCUGUAUGCAAGCCAUCAGUCCAGCCCCAUGACCUGUGGCUUUUCAGAAUCUACUGACAAACAUACAACAUAUAUUUGCUAAAAAUAAACUUGGAACACAUAUGAUAAUCAUUUCAUCUCUUUCCAAGGAGUGGUAAGAUAUUAACCAGGUGACAUUUAUUUGCCUUUUAGUUUUUAUUUUUAAUACAGCUGAAGAGAUGUGCACAUCUUUUCUUUAACACUAUGACUCUGUGUAAUUUAAACUGCAAACUGGUGCUGACUAAUGUCUGCAAAAAAGCAGUGUAUGAAAUGUAC